GGGGUAAAGGAGAUUGAGCUCGUCGGAAUUCAGAGCCUCUCUUCCGCAUUGGAAUUUCAGAGCGUCUCUUCGUCGAUAGUGACGGGGUUGAUUAGCGAUGACGGCGAACCUGCAUCUGAAAUAGUAAAGGGGGUGAGCAAUGGCGACGGCAACGAGGACUUGAACUCUGAAGGCGGCGGAGACUCUUUUACUAGGGGAAGACUCAUAAGGAAUCAAAGACUCGAAAGCCCAAUCGAAAACGAUGAGUCAACUGGCGCCGGGUAGGAGAACUUCUGCAAUAGCGAGAAUUAGGUGAUAAAGCAUUCGAUUUCCAAUUUGAAACGACGACUCA
Molecule: messenger RNA, 331 nt
Organism: Linum tenue
Lineage: Eukaryota; Viridiplantae; Streptophyta; Magnoliopsida; Malpighiales; Linaceae
Source: the annotation of a GenBank genome assembly